Prorocentrum cordatum is the source of this 1369-nucleotide messenger RNA. The record is from the annotation of a GenBank genome assembly. NCBI's taxonomy places the organism in Eukaryota, Dinophyceae, Prorocentrales, Prorocentraceae.
CUGCGGGCUGGAGGGUGGCAGCACAAGGAAAUCAGGUCGUUUUCACGCCCCGUACAAGAAGCCGAGGGGGGGGAAGAGGUGGAGGGGAAAGGCGAUCGGCCAAGCUCCACACACCCUUGCAUCACAGCGUGCUGCGACUCUCGACGCGCUGGCCGAGAGCUUGACGGUGCAUCGUCACGCGGAUGAGCGCCUUGACUCGGCUCGGGGAAGGCUUCCACCACGUCCUCAUGAACCUCGCGAAGAGAAGAGCUCGGAUCUCGGAGUCUGCGAGCAGCCGAGUUGGCGCGCUCCCACAUGGUUGGCUUACCCUGCAUCACUCCGGCGAAGAACUCGUCCACGGCCUCUUCGUCGUCGUCGCCGUCACGAAUAGAAAGAGACUUCGACAGGGAGCGACGAUAGCUUCGCGGGUUGGCGAGCAGGUGCGACAGCAGUUUGUAGACGAGAUGCGCGAUCCGACAGCUCGACAAGCGUACCUCCGCUGAGCUCAAGCCGAAACUGGCCUGAUGCUUGGCAGUGCUGGAGGCCACUGCUCUCGACUCCUCGUGGCGCCGUGCAUCCUGCCGGGCGCCCGCGCUGGAAGGCCUGAGCAUCGUUAGCUUCGCGAGCAUCGGCAGAGCACCGAAAACGAACUGGGGCAUAGCUCGGGGCUUGAUCUCAUACGGACCAAGCUAAAUGCAUCCGUAGUGGUCUUCAUGACCUUGGAGCGCAACAUGGAUAACGAUCCAACCACGUAGGAGCAUCGAUAACCUGUGCAGCGUUGCUUCGUUGUGUUCCGACUGCGUAUCGAACAGCACGUCCAACAGAAAUACAUACAUAACCGAAGUGGUAAUUCGACGCAGACCCUGCAUUCAAUCCGACGGAUGUGAUGACGCAGAAUCCAUUCGCCAUGAGUCCCGCCUUCAGCGCCUAGGUCGAAUCGAAACCCCACAUAUGGAAACGAACAUGAGCUUACACCAAGACGGUACACCAAGCGAUGCUGUCAACCACGAUCCACGAUGUGUCUUGACGAUUGUCCGACACCGUGGACGCAUAUCAUAAGUAUAGCAGCGGGCCAACAAGCAACAUGGUACACAGACGUACUCCGAAGACGGUCUUGCGGACUCGUCCAAAAUCUUCCAUGGCUUUAAUGAAGUGCUUGAUCCAGCGCCCGUCUGGAACCGGCAUGAUCAAUCGGCGUGUGAAAGCCGAGGCGCCUCAUCUGCAGAAAAGGCCUUGCUCCGACCAGGGCGCGCGUCAAUCGCGCAUCCUUCCCGGCGAUCUGGGUGUACCCGGCGGCAUCAGGCUUGCCUGCAGGGGCAGCCUGAGCCCGAACCAGAAUGGCUACGGAUCGUGGGCGCCUCGUGUGCGCCACACGACACGCAGCACGGCC